CAGCAGCUGCUUCCUGCAGUAAAAGUAACCCUGAGGGUGAGACGUCGGCUGCGCGGCCUUCCCGGGCUUCUGCGUUGCAGCCCCACAGCCCAACUUGCAAUCGGGAUACGUGGGGUGCGGGUAGAGCCUGAACUGUGUUUUCCUUCUCUGGUCUUCGCCCCUCAUGAGGCCAGGAAUAACCCAGUGCCACUUCUCCCACGGUUUUAGUUCCAGAGUUUGAGAACUGCAGCCUUAGGACUGACUGCCCACCCCCUUGUCGUCUCUGCACAGGCUUGGGUCAUGAGGUUUACCUGUUUGGGGUGGUCUGCUUUCUAGUCGUCAGCAUUGGCGGAGCGAGGAGAAAUAUCUGAGCGGCCCUUUGCCCUCAACUUUUUUCCAGGGGAGUUAAUUUCUUUUUUAAUUCCUUUCCCUGAGUCGCCUUAGAAAAGAAGCUACGUGAAAAGUUUAUUGCUCUUUCCUCUGCGUCUUAGUAACGCCACUCCUCUUCAGGAAUGAACCGGAAAUUCCUACGUAUGCUAACCCUCAAAGUAGUAAACUAAGGCCCUGUAAAUUUCGUUCUGAUCGAUUUUUGGUUUUCCAUUUUAAAAAGCUUGUAGUAAACCCUGGCAGGAAUUGAAGCCCAUACAAAGACUUUUUUCUAGAGUGUCUUUAAAUACUUUUGUCCAGUAAUGCAGUUCUUAAAAUCAACAAAAACAAUUUUAUGUAGAAAUGCGAAAGUGAUAGAAAAAGCUUCUCAAGAAGUAGAUCACUAAAUGCUUUUUGAAGUAAUCAGUGUAGGUUGAAUAGAGUUGGUGAAAAAGGGGCCACACAGACUUUUUGCUGAAGUUUCCAUGGGGAUACAUUUGACUUUUGAAACACUAGUAAAUUACGAGUGGCUCCCCAAGGAUUCCAGGACCCAGUGGUAAUGAAUAAAUCACAGUGGCUCCCGAAAGACUCCAAGACCCAGUGAUAGUAUCAUUCAUAGAGCUACUAGGUUAUCUAAAAGCGUUUGAUAAUAUUCUUAAGUUAAAACGCCGCAUUUGUGAAAUGCACAGAUUUUUAUGUGAAACAACCAUUUCAGUUGUGCUUAAACUAAUCAUCUCUGGGAGAAAAUUUUAUAUUGGACAUUAAAAAGUAGCCUAAGCUGUUACUUUUUGACGUUUGGGUUUUAUGAAGUAAAAUGUUUUAAAAUGCAAUAAUUGUUAUUUGAAUCAUACAUUGUUUUACAUAGAAAGGUAUGAAACACCAAAGAGAGUGCCGAAAUUGGAUUCACUGUCAUCUGUCUUCAGUUCUCCUAACGAUCCAGAUGGACUAAAUGAUAUCUUCUGGGAUCAAAAUUCUCCAAUGACAAAGCAGUUAGGUAAAGGAAGAAAAAACCAGAUUUACACCACAGAUAGUGAUGAGAUUUCACAUAUUGUUAAUCGUAUUGCUCCUCAGGUAAAUAUCACUAGUUUUAUAGUUUACCUUAAAACAGUGAAAAACGUGUCACAAGUCUGUGUGCAGCUCAUAAAUGAAAAAAUAAUAACAUUUUAUCUUUUACAAUUCUCUUUUCCAAAAAUAGGGCAGUAAAGAUCACUUUUACCUUUUCUACUUCCGAAAUGCACGGUUUGACAAAAGGAACAUACUAUGAAAUUGGAUGAAAAACCAACAACAAACUCCAUGUUGGGCGUGUGGAUUGGUGAAACUGCUAUUCCUUGUACUCCCAGUGUAGCAAAAGGGAAAUCAAGAGCAAAAAUCAGCUGCACUAAGUUAAAAACACAAAAUCAAGAAGAAGAGCUUAUGAAGUUGGCAAAGCAAUUUGAUAAAAAUAUGGAAGAACUGGAUGUGAUUCAAGAGCAGGACGAUAGGAAUUACAAUUUUAUCCAGGUGAUUUCAGAAACAGAGACCUUAAAUGAUUAUAAAGAUAAUGUAGAAAUGCAGUCAUUAUGUCAUAUAGUUCCCGAAAUAGAUACUGUUAUAAUAAAGGAGCCAAUGAGGGGAAACACCAAGAUAUCUGUGGGAGAUGAUCAAAAUAGCAGCCACAAGUCAUUUGACCAAAGUGUUGAAGCAGCCUUUAAUGCCAUUUUUGAUGCCUCCACUCAGAAAAGUUGUGGGCAAUUAAGCCAAGAUCUGCCUGAUUCUUUUUUGAACACCAGUAACACUACCUUUGGACAGAAAAGUACUUUGAAAGAGAAGAUCAUUACUAAUGAAACUCUGAUCAGUGUAAACAUGCAAAAUAAAACCCCGGAAUCACUUUCUUCUCAAGUAGAUACUCCCAUAAUAACAAAAUCAUGUGUGACUUCCUCUACUAAGGAGCCAGAAACUUCUAAUAAGCACAAUCAUCCAUUUGCUGCCAGUGAUUUUGAGGAGGAUUGGGAAAAAUUACUCAGAAAUGAACCUUUUGUGAUGCAAAACGUAGAAAUGCCUGAACUCCUUCCUGUGCCUAAAACAACUCAUGGUGCUGCUCACAAGGGUAUUUAUACUUUUAACAGGAAAAAUGAUAGAAGUCAAUCAGGAAUGAAUACAAAUCUAGAUGCCAGGCUAAGUGACUCAAAAAUUUUACCAGAUCGUCCUUCAAGGACAUAUAACAGAGAAUUAAUAGAUGCUGAAAAACAUACAUUUUUGCCAGACUCAAAUGAUAAACCAAACCGAUUAUCAUCCUCUAGAAAUAAAAUGAAAUUUGAGAAAUCUUUCAAUAAAGUUAUUAUUCAAAACAAAAUUCAGGAUUGUGCACUUGCAUAUAGUAUGGGAAAAAUAAAGGAAGAUACCCCUACUAAGUUUACUCCUACUAUAAAUGCUUCUGAAAAGAAGUCUGUUUUGAACACAGAAUGUUUUAAUGAACGAAAAUGUAAGCCCAUUUUUAGUCAGCCUUUUAAGACACCUGCUAAUACAGAUCUUUUUGGCUCUGCACCUUCAGCCAGUAAAACCAAAUCAGAUGGUCAGCCAAAUCAGGAUAAUGCAGCAGAUUUAGGCCCUUUCCUGGAUGACUGGAAUGAUCCAUCCUUUGCCAGUGAAGUUAUUAAAGCAUGUCAUCAAUUAGAGAACACCUGGGAAACAGAUGAUGUAGACGAUGACUUGUUAUACAAAGCAUGUGAUGAUAUCGAAAGACUAACUCAGCAACCUGACAUUAGAAAGGAGAGCAAGACAUCAGAAACUACAGUUGAGACCAAUAAUAGUUGGAAACAUGGAGCUACAAACAUGUGUACUACGUCUAAGCAGGGAAGUCGGUUGGUGCAAUCAAAGCAUUUGAAUCUGGGCAGCAUCACAGUGCAAACAUCUUCCUUGACAAAUAGCUCACAAAUAGAUAAAUCAAUGAAGAUGGAGAAAGGGGAAGCCUGUAGAAAUUUGCCAAGUAUUUCAGGUGCCACAACCAAUUUGACUUUGUACUCUAAGACCUCAAAUGAUGAGAUCAAAAAUAUGCAUGUCUCUUGGAAUAACACUGAUGUUCCGAAAAAAGUGAGUAGCUCCAAAUUGAUUCUUGCCCGAAGUUCAAGUUUGGAUGUGAGUUCAGGUCACAUGAGUUCAGUAAUUCCUACCACUAAUAAGAAAUUGAGUACCCAGCCUCUGUCUCACAGCACAGGGACAGAUGAAACGCAGACUCAUCUUCACAAAACAGUUAAAUUUUCAAAGUACACGUUCACCAAGAUGAAAAAUUCUCAGACUCGUUCUCAGUUUAAUCAAAAUUGUGCAAUAGGAAGUAUGUCUGAUACCAAAUUUACACAGAAUUUAGAGGAAAAUAAAACUCCACCUGUCAACGCAUUACAUGAGGAGGCUUUUCAACAGCAGCCUUUGACAGAACUCUCUGAAACUUUGAAACAACCUUCAAAAGAGGAAGAAGAGAAAAAUAGAAAAUGUUCUCCUGAAGAGAUUCAGAGAAAGAGACAAGAGGCACUGGUUCGAAGGAUGGCCAGAGCACGAGCAUCCUCCCUAAGUGCAGCUCCCACUUAACGUCUCUAAUGGCAUGUUGGUUGGAAGACUUACAAAGACUCUUGAUGACUAUCCAUGAUAGGAAAAAAAUUUUUUUUCUUGAUUUCUCUGUGAGAAAUUUAAUACUGAAUUAUAAAGCAUGGACUUCUUUAUUAUUUAAUAAAUCAGUGUUUGCAAUGGUAAAUGAAACCUUUCCUUGCAGAUGUACGUAAAAGUAAUCACAUGUAAGUUUUGAGAAUUCGAGAAAGUUAAUUAUGUACUAGAAUUUUACAGAGGGCAGCGAUUAUAUUUUUAAAUACUGUGAUUGCAGAGGGCCCUCAGAGAGUAGGCGGUCUGCUUCAUUUUUAUUGUGGUAAGUUUUUUCCUAAUACCACGCUUCAGCUUGCUAAGAUCAUAGGGACUAUUUUAUGUAGUUUUACUUUCAAUAACUGCUGCUUAAGUUUUUUUUACACAUUUCUGAAUUUUAAUACUUCCAUGUUUCUAGGAACAUGGUAGGAAAUAAAGGACUUAUUUAUUUGUAAAGAAAUUACUAAUUUUUUAAUAUUUUAAUAUUCCUAAACAUACGUUUUGAAAACUUUCCAAUAUUUUUAGGGAAUAAUACUCAUUUAAGUUACCUAGUUUAGAAAAAUAGAAAUAGUAGGUUGCCUGUAUAAGCAGUGUGGCAUCCUUGACGUUCUGACCUGGCUAAAAUCCCAGAGGUAUUCUGGUCGAGCUUUAUUAUUGUUUAGGUGAAAAAAUGAGUGCUGGGAAUCUCAAAGUCACAAGGCAGGUUGAAACCGUGCGGGGAGUAGGGUGAUGUCUUUGAAUGCCUAGACAGUUAUACCAUUUACUUCAGAGUAUUGGUACAUAAUUUGAGGGAACAUUAAUUAUUUUAUAGUAUAAAACUAAAAAAAAAAGUAAUUAGAAGCACAUUAAGGACUGUUUAAUAAUAAUGCUUAUUUCUACUUAUUUUAUAUUAAAGAAUUACUCUUUAGGAUAUAAAAUUGAAGGUCUUUUUUCUUUUGUUUUCCAUAACUAUGUAAUUUUUCUCCUUGAUUAAUAUACUGACUUUACUAAUUUCUUCUCUACUACUCCACCCCCCCCCCUUUUUUUUUUUUUACCUGUUUGGAACUUGCUGAGCAAAAAAUAGAAAUCUAACCAGGGGGCACAAGCAGGAAAGGCAUUUUAUUACUCCUACAUGACUUCUGAAGAAAAUUACAGAUGGGAAGCACCUAUCAUAGUAUUUACCACUAUUCAGAUACCUCAGAUCUGUGGUAAUACAGACAUAAUUAUACCCAUUUUAAGUUAUUGCUGUGUAAGCAUAUGUCAUUUUCUAAAUUGUACUUUCACACACACAGUGGAGUAACACAUACUGAAACCCAUAAACCCGUUGCCAUUGAGUCAAUUCCGACUCACAGCAACCCUAAAGGAUGGAGUCGAGCUGCCCCAUAGGGUUUCCAAGGAGCGCCUGGUGGAUUCCAACUGCCGACCUUUUGGUUAGCAGCUGUAGCUCUUAACCACUACACCACCAGAGCUUCCAAACACAUACUAGGUUACCUUUAUUACUUGUUUAAGGAUACAUAGUAACCUCAGUAAAUAUAGGUCAUUUUCUAUGUAAGAAAAUGAAGAACUGAGACUGAGAACCUUUAUCUUUCCCUAAAGCGUCUAUACUGUGUUCUGCUCCUGCUUUGGAUAUCUAUCUCUUUGCUUAAGCUCUUUCCUGCUUACCAUUUGCUUCCUUUGAAGUGCCUUUAGCUUGUUUUUUGUUUGUUCAUUAAUACUCAGCCUGGUCAGUCUCAGUUUCUCUGAAACUUAGCUGAGCCGCCUCCCUGGAAUUGAUUUCUUCUAUCUGAUCAUGAUGGUAUUAUUCCUUGUAUUAUUCAUAGGGCAGUUCUAUAACGCUUUAUGUGUUCUGUUUUGUAUGUCUUAUAGUAGUGUUUCUAAAACUUAUCAUUUGGUGUCUCUUUCGUUUUUUUGCCCUCUUCUCAUACAGCCUAUACUGUUAAUUACGUGAUAGUUUUCUUAAAAGUCAUCUCCGUUCUCUUUAAAAGGAAACUUUAUAGCAAUUCUGGAUGGUGGGUGGUGUAGUGGCCCAGGACAUCUGAACCUGACCAUGUUUGGGUUUUUAGGAUUACUCCUGCUGUUCAUAACACUCUGUUUUUCAAUCCUCUGAUCCGUCUUCUUUAUCCAUUGUUGGAAACACCACAGGUUGAAUGGCUCGUGAAUGAGCAAGCAGAAGGCUGCCUAAAUAGUUUGGCUUGGCUCUUUUCCAGUCUCAGGGAAUCUGUCUCCACAGUGAGAUGGGACAACUGGUAGGCCUGGGAGCUCUGCUCCAGCCCAAGCACCAUUGCUGUUUCUGUGUCUCAGGUUCACCUUAGAAAGACUGAUGCCAAUAAUGCCAUUAUUGCAGGGACGAGCUUAUUGCAGAAUAAAUCCUACUCUUAUUACUCUUUUCCUGCUGCAGAUAGGCAGCCCUGAUCCCAGAAAGACUUGGAUUGCUUAUUACAGUCUUAGUCAGUGGCAUGCAGAUAACAUACCACAUCUUGGGAACCACUGCUUUAUCUCAUUAUACAUUAUCCUAUUGUCACUAGCUUUUUGAGUUAGUUUUUUAAACUUCUUAAGUUCGUUGGUAAGAGACACCGUACUCAUCUCUGUCCAUCCAAUACUGAUAGUAGUUACUUAUGAAACGUUGAAUGGAUUUGGGCAGCUUUGCCCCACUUGAAGCAACUUGACUUUGCUUCUCUGAGUUUAAGAGUUGAAAAUCUUUCUAGGAACAGUUUAAAUUUUUUUAUUAAACAUUUAAAUAGGACUGUACUGUCGUGGCCAACUAUACUGUCAUCUAUAGAAACUUCACAAGAACUAGUGGCCUAUAGAAAUUACCCAAAUCUACAGGAAGUGUAGCGUUUCAGGCACGGUGCCAAAACUGGCAUGAGAAUUCUGUAGUUCCCUUAAUUUUAUAGCUCAGGAGAAUUGUCUCUUAAUUCCAACUUCUGUUACAAAUUAUUCCUGUCUUUUAUAUGACAGUGGGUGGGUGUAUGUGUGUUGAUUAUAUAAAUCCACAGUCACUUUUUUAUAUUAUUAAACAGAGAAAUACAUAAGAUGUAUAGCUAAUCUAAAAUGUCUUCAUUGCGCUUUAUUAUUUUAGUAAAGCCUGGGUGUUCUGGUUUUAAAUUAUUGGGGAAAACUUUAUUGCCUGCCAGUGGCAAACCUCAAGCUGCUAGUAAAACUUGGGUCCUGGUAAUAAAAUUAAAGUUUCUGGUUAGAUGCACACUAUAUAGAGCAGUGGUAUUCAAACUUCUUAGUCUUGGGCCCUUUUUACAGUCUUACAAGUGGAGGACCCCAAAAAGCUUUUGCUUAUAUGUGUUAUAUCUACUGAUAUUUACCAUAUUAGAAAUUGAAUAUUUGUUGGUUUAUUUAAAAAUAAAAUCAUUAAAUGUUAACAUGUUUCUGUGAAAUUAAUUCUCUAAAACAAAAAAUUUAACGAGAAAAGUAGCAUUGUUUACAUUUUUGGCAAAUCUCAUAUCUGAUUAUAGAAGACAGCUAGAGCCAUAUGUUUCUACGUUUAACUUGUUGCAAUAUGUCGUUAUGGUUGAAGUAUAUGAAAAAAGCCCAGUCUCACAUAGAUACAUAGUUGGGAAAAGGAUAAGUAUUUUAAUAGUCUUCAGAUAAUUUGGAUGUCGCCAAAACCUGAGAAGUGGCAAUUUCUUAAAAGUUAGUUGUGACUUUUGUUACUAGCUGAGAUGGAAUAGCAAAGAGUGGAUUUACCCUUCCUACUGAAACAGCCAAAUUCAAAACAAAAACAAAAAACCUGAUAACCUACAUUAAAAAUGGAUUUCAAGAUCACUUCAACAAAUGAAUUGAGCCCUAAAAUUUCUCCAGCUUUCUGGGCUGUGAUGCAAGGAAGGGGAACUGAGACAGAACCUAGCAGACUCUCUAAGUUGAGGAAAUGGAACUGAGAGUCAGGAGAGACCAAGACAGAGCUCACAGGACAGAGGACCAGUGAGGAGAGAGUACACAGAAUUCCAGAGGUCUAUAGAGAAACCCUCGAGCAUUUAGCUCAACUAAUCAAUGCAUGUAUGUGAAGAAAGGCAUAUGAAAGGAUUAGAAGGAUCAGUGUCUGGUGCUUACAUGGGCCUAAUAACAGCGCCUGUUCCCACAAGCCGCAGGGGACUGGGUAGUUCUUGCUUCAGUAAACCAAGACAAAACCAAACCCUUUGCCAUUGAGUCGAUUCCAACUCAUAGUGACCUUAUAUGUUACAGAGUAGAACUGCUCCAUAAGGUUUUCCUGGCUGUAAUCUUUAUGGAAGCGCAUCACCAGCCUUGGAGCAUCCAUGGAGCUGCUUAGUGGAUCCUAACCAACAACAGUUGACCAGAAACUGUGUGUGCCACCGGAACUGCCUCAUAAAAAAGGAAAGUAACUAGCCUUAUAUUGAGCACUGCUAUGGCCCCUACCCAGCAAAUCAUAAAAACAAGAUCCAAAAGAAUCAAAUGCAUAACUGCAUCCUAGAAGAAAGGUCAAAAAUAUUCAUAGGAAAAUAAAAAAAUAUCCAGCACCUAAUGAGAUAAAUUUUACACUAUCUGGCGUCCUAUUAAAGAUCAGCAUGCAAAGAAAAAAAACAUCAAUGUUAAUACUAAAUUAAAGCUGACUUAGAGCUGACACAGAUGUUAGAAAUAACAGAUAAAGACAUUAGAAGUUAUUAAUACUGUAUUCUAUGUUUUCAAGAAGUUAAGUAGAAACGAGGAUAUAAAAAGGACCGAAAUAGAACUUCUGGAGAUAAAAAAUAACAAUGAGGUAAAAAAUACGCUAGGUAGGAUUAAUGGCUGAUUAGACUUCACAAAAGAAAAGGUUACUGAGCUUGAAGACAGCAAGGGACAUUAACCAAAAUGAAGCAAAGGAAAUUUUUGAAAAGAGCAUCAGUGUACUGUUAAAUUCAAGCAGCCUAUUUUAUGGUUAAUGGGAGCCACUGAAGGCGUUAGGUGUGGAAAGUAAUAAUUGCUAAAAGCUUCCAAACUUGAUGAAAAAUAUAAACCCACAGAUCUAAAAAGCUAGACAAACCCCAAGGACAAGAAAACGUGAAUACGAUACCAAGCCACAUCAUAUCUAGUAAUAAAGGGAAAAUCUCAAAAGUAGACAAAAAGGCAUGCUACAGACAGAGGAAAAAAGAUGAGUACCAGAUUUCUCACCAGAAACAAUGCAAGUGAAAAGAGUGGAAGAGACAUCUUUAUCGAAAGAAAAAAAUGUCAGUCUAGAAUUCUGUACCCAUUAAAGGUACCUUUCAAAAAAAAACGUAAAAUAAAAGUUUUUAUUCAGACAUGCAAAAGCUACAAGAAUCCAUCACGUGCACACAAGAAAUAUCUAAAGGAAAUCUUUCACACAGAAAAAAUACUAGAUGGAAAUAUGGAUCUAAGCAAAGGAAUGAUGAGCACCAAAAAUGGUUAACACGUGGGUAAAUACAGUAAAACCUGUGAAAGCUAGAACUCGGGUAAGGUGGAAACCUGUCAGAGAAGGAAAACUCAUCCCAUAUUGUAAGUUAAAUGGCAAGAAGGGAAGGCAAUCAUUGUUCUAAUUAUUCUUUAUACAAAAAAUUAAAAUACUUUAAUUCUUGGUGCUUCUGAUACUUUAAAUUCUAGUGUACUAAAUUAAAUA
Loxodonta africana (African savanna elephant) is the source of this 9511-nucleotide messenger RNA. RefSeq names its product ETAA1 activator of ATR kinase (gene ETAA1). Lineage: Eukaryota; Metazoa; Chordata; Mammalia; Proboscidea; Elephantidae. Gene Ontology annotation, cellular component: nuclear replication fork. The record is from RefSeq and is a predicted model, not a curated record. Gene Ontology annotation, biological process: regulation of DNA damage checkpoint; replication fork processing; positive regulation of protein serine/threonine kinase activity. The transcript is spliced from 5 exons. Gene Ontology annotation, molecular function: protein serine/threonine kinase activator activity. Bases 1606 to 3906 code for a protein of 766 amino acids.